Messenger RNA from Penicillium diatomitis, 558 nucleotides. RefSeq names its product Secondary metabolism regulator laeA. The transcript has a single exon. The coding region runs from base 1 to 558 and encodes 185 amino acids. NCBI's taxonomy places the organism in Eukaryota, Fungi, Ascomycota, Eurotiomycetes, Eurotiales, Aspergillaceae. The record is from RefSeq and is a predicted model, not a curated record.
AUGUUGACCGAUGAACAAUCCGGUCGAAAUCGGCUGCCGCCGAUGUUGACGUCCCCUCCACCACCAAAGCGACACAAGUCCGAAUCGACGUCGGCUAGUGAUGCUGGUCGCGCAUCACGAUACUACCAUGCCGGCUCGGUCCCGUCGAGCGAACGAUACUAUUCAUCUUCCAUUCCCGCGACCGAUCGCUUCCAGCCAUCCUCCAUUCCUCCACAUGACCGCCACCCAUCUGCGUCAAUACCGGCUACGGACCGCUACCAAUGCUCCCCAGUGCCAGCGGGGGAACGGUCGCGCCAGACCUCAACCGCCAUGGACAUCUAUACCAUCACCGAUCGGAACCCAGCUGAUAAAGAUGGCGAUCGGAGAACAGGGCGAUUCCUCAGCAAUGGGUCUGUCGCCUCCCAAAGAUCACAAGCCUCUCGUGCUUCGGGGUCAUCACCGCCUGUCAUUAUCACGAAUCGCAAGUACGUCGUUUUGCCUUCCUUCCCCAGCUCCCAAACAAAUGCGUCUCCAAUUCAAGUAUCUGGACCGCUUUUCACUGCUUCGAUAUACUCCUAG